ACUUAGUGUUGUCAAGACGAUACAAACAACGCAAAAGGGAGAAUGAUUUCGAAUGUUUGAUUUUACAUAAUAAAUGGUAAAAUGAGGCCAAGAUAUUUUACUCCUAACGAAGUCCUUAUCCACAGUACUUUAAAAGAUAUUUGGGUAUCAUUUUUGGGCAAAGUUUACGACUUGUCAUUAUUAUGUGAAAAAUAUGCAGGAGAUGUUCUUUUGAAACCAAUCAUUGCUGAAGCUGGCAAGGAUAUCACACACUGGUUCGAUAAAAAGUCAAAGGAUAUACGUUCACAUGUAGAUCCUGUAACAGGUUGCACAUUCCCUUAUGCACCACACGGCCGAUUUAUACAUAUUCCUCCAACUUGUCCGAGGACUGAUUGGGCCAAUGACUUUGGUAGACCCUGGUGGAAAGAUGAUUCAUAUUGCAUCGGUAUCCUAUCUGAGAAGACUAGGUUCAUCAAGAUAAUAAAUACACUGACUUCACAAGAGAAUGUGAUAGAGGUUUGUUCUGAAGAAACAAUGGACGAGAUUCAGAACCGUUACUUUACGUGGAAUAAACAUGCCGGUAGCUACACAUGGAAAUACAAUGGUGUGAACCUUGAAAUGAACAAGACGCUGGACGAGAACAAUAUAAAAGAUGAGGACGAAGAUUUCUACACACUUAGUAUGAACGAUGAUGAAUUCCUCCCUGCCAUUCAUCUGUACUUCAAUGAUGACUUAACUGAAGCUUGAGGUUGCUGUUGUACAUUUUGGCUUUUCCAAGAGAAUAAAGCAAAUUUGUUUUCUGAUUAAGACUUAGUUGAAAGCUAUUACCUCAAUGGUUCUUUUGGAUUACUGUACUAGUUUAUACUGUAGUAGUCUGUUCUUGUUCAAUAAAUGCUCCUAUCCUGUGUUUUUUCAGUACAGUAUUCAAAACAUUUUUGUGCAGCGAUGAUAUCAGAAUGUCUUACACAGGCGGUUCUCUUUUCCCGAUAGACGGACCACACCCACAUAUGCUGCACAGUUGCGCAACAAGUCGUGGAACGAAAACUUGUGGGACCCAACUUAAGAACAUUAUGAAUAUUAAGGCUUAAAAAAAAGCUAACCAUAGAAUCAGCUUUUAUUUUUGCACAUGCCAGGGAUCCUGUUAGCUGGGCCCUCAGGCUUUUCACCCCCACCACAAGAACACACAGAUGUGAUUUACUUACACAUGCGGACCCAAUGACCUAGGACAGAAGUACUUCACAUUGCCAUUUAUACAGAUUCUGAAAAAAGGCACUAUAUUAAUAUAUGAAUAAGUAAUAUGACGAUGAUGAUAAUAUACUGUAUUCAUUUAAUUCUACUAUGUACCGUAAUACAAAUGGAAUUUCUAUUUACCAGAAAUAAAUCCAAAUGAAAGAAUAACUUUCCUUAUUUUUUUUUUCAUACAAAUUUAUUAUUUUCAUGAAAUUUGAUUUACAGUGACCACAAUUAUACUUUCUUUAAAAAAAUAUUGAUAACAGAGAUUGAAAUACACUCAGCAUAAAUGCUAUAGUUUAAUACAAAACUUUCCUGUUUUACAGUCUAACAAACAACAGCGAUUUCUGUAGUGCCAAUCAAACUUAACAACUGGCCAAUUAGAACAAGGGCCAAAAAUACAUGUGUUGUCUGACAAACACACAUGUUGGCGUAUGUUUGUACACUGUCAUUAUUUGUGGGAUCUUGGCAGCAAUAACCAAGGGACUAGGCUUAGCAGAACGGUCCAUUCCACUCCUCCUGCUGAAAAUCCUCACAAACACUGGGUGCGCACAGAGCCACUUACUUUUCCUUAAACUAUUUAUAUGGUAUUCUGCCUUUCAUGUUCAAAUUUCUACAACAAAUUUUACUUCUCACAAAAAAACAGACUGUGGUCCUACAGUACCUAAACCCUUUCCCCUCAUUUGUAUUGAUCAUUAUCUUUCUGCUUUCGUGGGUACUAUUGAACCAUUAAUCAGUGACACUACUUUCAUUAGCAUCAUUAGUACAGUACAUAGUGUUGGGGAAAUGUACUGGAAAAACGGGGGAGCCCAUGACCCAGUGCACCACCAGCAUUGCAUACACCCCUGGGGAGAAUUUGGUAUAUGCCAAAACUUUUUUUUCAUAUAAAAUUCAACCCUUACUGUAGGAGCUACAUAAUGGUAGGUGGUAAAAAAAAUCCAAGAAAGUAACAGCAUAACCUAAAGCUUGGAACUCACUGCAUCGUACGACUCUGCUCCCCGUGAUCAACAGAGAACGCAGCGCCGUCUCCUGAUUGUCGGUGGCCGUCUGAACGGAUUGUCAUUAAAAUCGAUCUGUUGCGACCAUUGCACGAGUCUCCUCCUCUGCUCCCCUUGAGCAAUAGAGGACACAGCGCCAUCUGCUUAUUGUUGGUGUCAGUCUGAAUGGAUCGUCAUUAGAAAACAAUCCACUGCGCACUUUUUAGAAUUGCGUCGGCCAAUGACCGCCAGACACGGUGAGUGCUCAGCUUUAGUCUAAUUCUUAAAUUUGGAACCUUUAAGUGAUUCUGAGAUCUGAGGCAAUCAAUAACACCUGAACACUUCUAAAUUAGCUAUAAAAGAACUAGCAAAUAUAGUAGGUAUACAAAUGUUUCAUUUCGAUUUGAACACAAUUAUAUAUCACAUCAAGCCGCAAUAGUGCAUUGCAAUAAUAGUUAGCAUGCUCACUAGAUCAAAGGAAGAGAUGCAAAGGUUGUGUGCGCAAAUUGUUUCAGGGAAAUUACCUCAAAAACAUAAAAAGGGAAAAAAGUCUUGUGUAAACCAAGCAUGCAGGGGCGGCUUUAGGAUAUAAUUUAUGGGGGGCUAAGAUGUCCGACUGGGGUUAAGUAUUUAUGGGUGUAGCUAUAGCGCGCAGCGUUAUCUGAGGGCCAAAGGCCCCAGCCAGGGGUGGGUAUGCCCUCCUCACAAAACAAGAUUUUU
This is a messenger RNA of Anneissia japonica, 2906 nucleotides long. Its product is annotated as cytochrome b5 domain-containing protein 1-like. Lineage: Eukaryota; Metazoa; Echinodermata; Crinoidea; Comatulida; Comatulidae. Bases 82 to 726 code for a protein of 214 amino acids. The transcript has 4 exons. The record is from RefSeq and is a predicted model, not a curated record.